Molecule: messenger RNA, 369 nt
Organism: Fibroporia radiculosa
Lineage: Eukaryota; Fungi; Basidiomycota; Agaricomycetes; Polyporales; Fibroporiaceae
Exons: 2
Coding region: 1-369 (122 amino acids)
Source: RefSeq, a predicted model, not a curated record
AUGGGUGUCCGGAGCGAUGCGAAACACCAACAAUGUCGACGUGAUCCACCAUUGGAGGUGAACAUGGUGGGCUCCGCGAUUGAUGACAUCUCGCGACAAGUGUCUCGACUAGCCAAAGGCGAGGUAUUAUUCCGCUUGCUCAGCAGUGGCCCUUCGUCAGGGCCGAUUGCUAGUGUCGUCUUCGCUGUUGCAUCCAACACUCGUUCACGCUAUGCUGUUAUGGGGACUCCGGAUAGAAUCAGCGCUCUCAAAUCUGUUUUGGAACAAGACGCGGAUCCCCAGUGGCAACCAUACCCACGGUAUUUCGGCAACAUGGAGGCUAACACGAGAGCCCAGGAGGACAGUCAGAGAGCGCAGGUGCCGGAGUGA